AACAAAGUAAUUUAGAAGUGUCUGGAAGACGCCGCCACCACAUUUCCUUUCCUUUGUGAAUUGAAAUCGUCGACGAAGAAUCGGAACUAUGUCUGGAGAGUUUUAUUAGUUCGAUUUACAGGCACUUUGUGCCCGAGAAUUGAUUCAAUUGAUCAAGAUAAGCUGUACAAUUUCCUCUGACAACAUAGCAUAUCCGGAGGUAAUGUUGCUUUUGCAAAGGGAAUGAACGAUCGAAGCGGAAAGAAGAUUGUAUUGAAUGCACACGCAAAUUAUAUAGUAAUCCCGAUUCAAACAUUUAGUUGACAGACAAGAUCUUCAAAGAUUUUGUUUGUAUUAAAUAGCACUGCUGUUAUAAACACCAAAGCUCUACUUGAGCUGUCAAAGAUAACUCUCAUAUUAUUUUGUCACCGAAUUUUUCAAUGCAUUUUCACGAAAGUGAAUUUCUUUUCGAAGUACAGCUUUAUACCGUGCAGAUUUGUUGCGUUGAGUGAUUAAGUUUUAAUUGACGUUUGCCAUAGCAUAUGCGGUGAAGCAUUUUGAAUAAACAACAAAUUUUUUGGAAAUUUUUUGUGAAGCCAGCCAAUAAAAAUGCGUGGACUAAAAUAGAAUACGUCAUUGGCUCAUUUUCAAGAACUCGAUGCUCGCCUGCAAAAUUACUGUACACUUUGAAAAUAAUUACACAAAGUAAUGUGGAGUAUGUAAACUAGUAGCUAACAACAAGAGCGCAAAGGUGGUGCUGUUCACUUGUGUUCGUUUUACUUCAUUAUACUGUCUAAGGCGCAGAAUUUCCGUUAAUUCGCUUCGGAAAAUAUAGCAUGAAGAUAGAGACCUGUUAAAUGGCCGGGAUUAGGAAGUUUUUUAAGAAAUCUGGCAGGAAAAAGGGCUUGUCUAAAGAAGACUUGCACUCGGACGCUGGCAGUGAAUAUGCGUUCGGUUAUGUUAUCGGCAAAGACAAGGACUUUCCAAAGUUGCACAAAGCCGUUUGGAACAGAGAUACUGCGAAAGUAAAGCAACUAUGCAAGAAAUUUGAUAUAAACCAAUUUGACAAGGAAAACAGGACUCCCCUACACUUGGCAGCUGCUAUAGGCAAUGAAGAAGUCAUGAAGUUUCUACUGGCAAAUAAGGCAAAGACAAAUCUUUGCGAUAAUGAUGGUCGGACUGCAUUGAUGAAGGCAAUCGAAUGUUCCCACGAAGGUUGCAUUCGCCUGCUGCUGGACAGCAAUGCCGACGUGAGGGUAACGGACAUCAAUUCCAGCUCGACGUUGCAUCUGGCAGCUGCAAACAGUCUAAUUGAUAUCGCUGUUUUACUUCUCCGUCUGGGAAUCAGUGUGAACAUCACCGAUAAGGAAGGUUUCACGCCUUUACACGUGGCCUGUUCAAUUGGCCAUCAAGAUUUUGUUCUUUUCUUAUUGAGCGAAAACGCUGACGUAAAUUGUAAGGAUUCCCAGGACAGAACGCCAUUGAUGACCGCUGCUGCCGAUGGUCACGUGGAUAUUGUGAACAUACUUCUCGAAAAUUAUGCUGACGUCACACUUAAGGAUGUUCAGGGAUGGAAAGCUGCCGAUCACGCCGUCAUGAACGGAAUACACAGCUGUGCCAAAAUUAUCGAUGAUUACGAGAUAAGAAUCGAGAAGAAAAAAGAAACCGCGGAUGUGGAAAAACAAGAGAAAAAACCGAUCACCACACGCCAACAAUCUUCAACUUUUACUGAAACUUUGAGAUCUUCAUCUCCUGUCGACGAUGGCCUAAAUUUCACAUUUGGUGGACCUGCUGCUGAUAAAGUGAGUAACGACGCUUUACGAAGUGAGGACAGUACAAGCAGACAAUCUGAAGGCGACUCUUGGAAAUCGGAUUCUGAAGAUGAAAUUCCCGGAAAAAAGGUCAGCCUGGCUGCCGCGUUUAAAAAGUUGAAAGAAGUGAAUCGACAUUGAGCAAUGAGAGUCGAAGUCGUAUUCCUGUUCGCAGUCCAGCGAAAGCGCAAAGCUCAGUCUCAGUCCGUUCUAUUGAGAAAGUCAUCCCGACAUCGAUGCCAAGCAAGAUUCCUCGACCUGUUUCAGCUACUCCAUCAAACCGGGAGGCAUUCCAUCGCCCGACAAAACUUUCUCCUCACGUGAUAAAAAUUCAGCUCUCAUCUCCCCCACAUCGUUGGUGAAAAGUGGCGGAUC
Messenger RNA from Xenia sp. Carnegie-2017, 2165 nucleotides. RefSeq names its product ankyrin repeat domain-containing protein 7-like. Gene Ontology annotation, molecular function: protein binding. The record is from RefSeq and is a predicted model, not a curated record. The coding region runs from base 837 to 1931 and encodes 364 amino acids. The transcript has 11 exons. NCBI's taxonomy places the organism in Eukaryota, Metazoa, Cnidaria, Anthozoa, Malacalcyonacea, Xeniidae.